UUGCUUCGUCCGGAUAUGACGAGUUUUACGACCGCAGUCUUUGUCGACAUGAUGGCUCUCAGUGCCAUAAGGAGCUCCGGUCUGUCGACACAUUCGUCGAAUCCGUCAAUUGCUAUCACCGCAGCUUGCCCCGCUAGCAUCUUCGAGAUUAGCUCUGUCAGAUGUCUGGUCCUCAGUCGCUCUGCUUCAUCGGCAUUGACUCGUUCAGCUGCCUUCUUGUGGACCUCGUGUGCGUCGCGAAAGAUUUUCUUCGCAGAAUCGCUAUCUAUCGUCCAGGCUAGCUGUCGAGCUAUGGCACCAAGAAUCUCUCGAGCUUUGGUCCUCUGUCUUUCUGCGCCAUCGCAGUAAAAGUAUGCAACAUGAGGCGCGUGGCUUUCACGCUGACGGUUUUCAAGUAGUUGCUUAAUCACCACAGCCCUGAUAGUUGUCAGUCGAUUCUCGAUGAGGAAAAUUUAACCUACAUAAGCUUGGUCUUGCCAC
Molecule: messenger RNA, 480 nt
Organism: Aureobasidium subglaciale EXF-2481
Lineage: Eukaryota; Fungi; Ascomycota; Dothideomycetes; Dothideales; Saccotheciaceae
Exons: 1
Coding region: 52-348 (98 amino acids)
Source: RefSeq, a predicted model, not a curated record